Messenger RNA from Ostrea edulis (European flat oyster), 4376 nucleotides. Its product is annotated as organic cation transporter protein-like. Gene Ontology annotation, cellular component: membrane. The record is from RefSeq and is a predicted model, not a curated record. Gene Ontology annotation, molecular function: transmembrane transporter activity. The coding region runs from base 1 to 1671 and encodes 556 amino acids. NCBI's taxonomy places the organism in Eukaryota, Metazoa, Mollusca, Bivalvia, Ostreida, Ostreidae. The transcript has 11 exons. Gene Ontology annotation, biological process: transmembrane transport.
AUGUCCGAAUUUGAAAAUGUUCUGAAACAGCUCAGGUCCUUUGGGCCGUAUCAGAGGAGGGUCUUUGUUUUAGUCAGCAUGUUUGAAACCCCAGCAGCAUGGGCAAUGCUCCUUCCUAUUUUUCUCAAUGUUGUUCCAAAACAGCAAUGUGUAGAACCCCUUGAUACAAACGCUACAGAGACCUCGCUGGACACAAACAUUACAACUAAGCUUUGUAUGGGGAGUGGAGACUUGCGUCCUGGUGUUAUGUUUUGUGAGGACAUCCAAUCAAUUGUCAGUGAGUGGUCACUCGUGUGUAACAUGGACUGGGUCCCCAGCACUAUCACUACAAUCCAGAUGUGUGGUCUACUAGUGGGCGCUCUUGUGAUGGGACAGUUGGCGGACAUCUUUGGUCGCAGGAAGCUACUGUAUAUUGCCUAUUCUCUGCUGCUAGCCUUCUCACUAGGCAGUGCAUUUGCCAAUUCCUGGCAGUUGUUUGCUGCUUUUAGAUUCUUUAUCGGUGCUCUUGUUGGAAGUGUGAUGGUAGUGAAUUUUGUGCUGCCUCUGGAGUUUGUGACCCCCUCUUGGAGGACUUUCUGUGGGUGUGUGGGAUUCUGGGCUGUGGGGUUAAUGACCCUAGCAAUCUGGGGGUACUUCAUCACUAACUGGAGAUACCUUAUAAUAGGGACAUCAACUACAGGAAUCUUCAUGCUUUUGUCAUGGUGGUUUGUCCCAGAGAGCCCAAGAUGGUUGUUAAGCAAAGGCAGGUUCAAAGAAGCAGAGGACAUCUUGAAGGAGAUAGCUAAAUACAACAACUUAAGUUUACCUGAUCUGACAGCAUUACAAAAGGCAUCUGAGAUCACUGGGGCGAUUUCAACCAAACUUGGCACAAAGCAUCCUUGGGUGAAUGGAAUUCAAGUCAGAAGUAGACCUGAGAAGCGACACAAAAACUUCAGUUACUGGCAUAUAUUUCAGACGUGGGACAUGUCUAAAAAUUCACUUAUUGUAAUGUAUGGCUGGUUUGUGUCCAGUUCAGUUUAUUAUGGGUUAAAUUUCAAUACCAGCAACUUGGCAGGGAAUCUUCAUCUGAAUGUAUUCAUUUCGGGUUUGGUAGAAAUUCCAGCCCUAGUUUACGUAGUAGCAUUAAACAAUCGAGUUGGUCGGAGGAAAAUCACGCUGUCUCUGAUGCUGUUGGCAGGAGUCUCAUGUUUAGCAGUUCUAGGUAUUACUUUAAUUGAUGAAUCUCAAACUGUCUUGAUAAUUGUUGUCGCAAUGAUUGGAAAGUCAGCGAUAUCUGGUGGUUGGGCAGCAACACAGGUGUUUUCUGCCGAAACUUUCCCGACAGUAGUCAGGAAUAUAGGUAUAGGGACAUGUGCCAUGUCGGCUAGGAUUGGAGGAAUCGCCGCACCACAGAUUGUACGAUUGAGUAAAGGUUCAGUAGAUGUUUUGCCAUUUGCUGUGUUUGGGACACUGGCUCUGUUGUGUGGGUUCCUUAUGUUGUGUCUCCCAGAAACCAAUAAACAACCUCUGAAGGACCACAUCAUGACUGUUCCAGAGUCAGAUAGCAAGGUGUUGGCAAGAUUCCAGCUCCACAAGAGUAAGCCUAUAUCCCUUAGCUUUGCUCUCCCUUUGCUCUGCCUUUGCUCUGCCUCGGGGAAUAGGCUUGCUUUUAGGGACUUGGAAUCUGGCUGACUCCCUCAUUUGCUCUAUAUGUACAUCUUACUCAUACUAAAACUGUUAUAAAAUCAUUUUCAUACUCAAAUGGAGUACAUGCUCAAGAUUUUUCGAGUUAGCUUCGGAGCUUGCUCAGAGCUGUACUCAAAACAAACAUGGCUGAGUUUAAGUAUGAAUACAGUAAAAGUUUUAUAACCUACAGGCUGGGAAUCUUGCAUUGACUCCCUCAGUGAUAUAUGUAUACUGUUUUAUUAUACCUAUAUGAUUAUAUAUAAACUGGUAAUUAGAUAUAUUAUCAGAAGAAAAGUUGAAAUUAAUACAUUCAAAAUCGGGACACACUCCUCAUGAUUAAAAGUUUACCAAUUCAGAAUACAUUUAUGUAAAUGUUGAUAAAUUCGUUUAGACUUGAAUAUUCGAUUUUCAUAUGAAAGUGUAAUAUUUUUAUGAAAAAUUUUAAGGAAAUGUGGUUAGUCAAUAAGCAAACUAAUGUAGAAAACAAAUUAAGAUUUAGAUGAAAUGUUGAUUCCUUUAAAUAGUCUUCUAAAUAACAUUUUAAAACACUUUGAACCAGCUAAGUAUUUAGGUCACCUGAAUUUACUCAGUUGACCUAUUGCAAUUGGUUGUUGUGCGUUAACAAUUGAACAUUUUUAACUUCUCGAUAACUACCAGUCCAAUUCUUUUCAUAUUUGGCAUGAAGCAUCUUUAGGACAAGGAGGACAUAAAUUGUAAAUUUCAGGACUCCAGCACCCCUGGGGCCCUAGGGCGGGGCAAAAACUGCACAAAAUUGACCAAUUUUCAAAAAUCUUUUUCUCAAGAUCUGCACACGUGUAAGAAAAACUAAAUGCAUAGUGAUAUAGAGCAGGAAGGCCUCUACCAAAAUUGUAACUUUCAUGAUCCCCGGGGUAGGGGUUCUGACCCCAGGGUGGGGCCAAACUUGGUAUAUAGUGUUUUUGUGUAAAACACUUAAAUAUUAAACAUCUUCUUUAGUGCUAUUGAUACUAAAUUGAAACUAAAUAGAUAUUUAGAAAGAACAGGUAGUCCUUUACUAAAAUUGUAAAUUUGAUGAUCUCAGGGGUAGGGGUUUUGGUAUCAGGGUGGGUAGAAAAUUGUCAGUUAUUAAAUGUGAGAACAAUAGACAUUUUUAACUUCUUCUUGAUAACUAUCAAUCCAAUUCUUUUCAAAUUUUGUAUGAAGUGUCUUCGGAAGAAGGGGGACAUAAAUUGUAAAUUUCAGGAUUCCUGCACCCCUGGGGCUUUAGGGGCGGGACAACAACUGCCCAAAAUUGACCAAUUUUCAAAAUGUUGUACUCUACAACUGCACGUUUAAGAAAAACUAAAUGCAUAGUGAUGUAGAGCAGGAAAUCCUCUACCAAAAUUUCAUGAUCCCUGGGGUAGGGGUUCUGACCCCAGGGUGGGCCCAAACUUACUAUAUAGUGUUUAUAUGUAAAACACUUAGAUAACAUCUUCUUUAGUGUUAUUGAUACUAAAUUGAAACUAAAUGGAUAUUUAGAAAGAGCAGGUAGUCCUUUACCAAAAUUAUAAAUUUGAUGAUCCCCGGUAUAGGGGUUCUGACCCCAGGGUGGGGCCAAACUUUGUAUACAGUAUUUAUCUGUAACUUUGCUGAUAUUGUAUAAAAUCUAAAUGCAUACUUACGAAUAGCAGAAAAGGAUGUAUAAAAAAUGGUAAUUUUACAACCCAGGGUUUUGACUCUAGAAUGGGUCCAAAUUAGUCCUAUCUUCUAAUGUUAAUACACCUAUCAUAUUAUUUAUAGCCUGUCAUCAGUGUAUGCACUUUUUUUGGAGGGCAUUGAAGUUUUAAGAACACAUCUUGUUUUAUACUGUUGCUGAACAUUGGAAUUUAGCUUAGAUAUUCAGAACAGGAAAUUUUUUUCUAGAUUUCGUAGCCCAUGGAAGUAGUGAUACUUUUUCACUAGUAAUCAGGUGACCGAUAAGGCCUGUGGGCCUCUUCUUAUAAAACUGAUAAAAUCAAAAUGAUAUAGUUGAUGUAGGAAAGGGUUGAUGAAUGUGAGAAAUGGCAUAUGAUUGUAUGAUAUACUCCAUCAUGAAUGAUACAAAAGACAAAAUGUGAUACCAUAUCAAAUUGGAAAAUCGCCGCUCAGCCAUUCAUGAACUUUAGAUGCUGGUCUUGGAUAAAAUUCGGUACCCAGAUAAAUAAAGCAUAUGAAUAAGUUGAUAGCAUGUGAACAAGUGAAUAGUUUCCAUUACAGGCUCACAAAAUUCAUCCACCACAGGUAGUUCAAAACAAUCAGAUUGUCAGUGCCUGAGUUUGUGAACUUGUUUAAAUGAUGAUUUGACUUUAACACUGGACUUUUUGUGAGAGAUUAUCGAGACAUGGUCUUGUUUUGAUGUCAGUAACUGUUAAUUAACACAUGCAGUAGAUUGUUUGUAGAUAUUCUAAGAGUUGUGUAUGAAGUAUUAUUAGUUUAGUUAGAUCUAUGAUUUUUUGGUGUUGCAUGACAAAGGUAUUUAGCCUACAGAAGAAAAAAAAAUUGUAUAUUGAUCAUUGUAGGAUAACCUUGUGUGGGAGAAAAUCUACGAGAUUGUAUCGAGCCUUGUCAUCCAUCAUAACAUUUUAAUACAUUUUAUCCUUCAUAUCUACGUUAAUGUCUUCAUAUUAUUAUUUUUAUAUAUUUAUUUCAAUAUAUGUUUGUUUUCUGAGAAAAAAUUGUUUUUAAAGUAAAUUUCAGGUUUGAUCUCUUUCCAA